This is a messenger RNA of Parasteatoda tepidariorum (common house spider), 594 nucleotides long. Lineage: Eukaryota; Metazoa; Arthropoda; Arachnida; Araneae; Theridiidae. The record is from RefSeq and is a predicted model, not a curated record.
AUGUCGGAUAUAUUGACGAAUGCACCUCAAGACGACAAAUACACCACAAUUAAAGACAGGUUAAUUGCUUUGUUCGCAGACGCGGAAACUCAAAAGCUGUUAACCGAAGUCGAUUUGGGUGAUAAAGAACCUUCUCAGCUAUUAUGUGAAAUGAAAAAUUUGGCGACUGAUAAAGUGACUGAACAAUUUCUUAAAACAAUUUGGCUUCAAAGAUUGCCCUUAGAAAUAAGAAGCAUUUUAUCAAUCAGUAACGAUGAUCUAUCAAAAUUGGCGACAAUGGCCGAUAAAAUGUGGGAAAUGAAAACAACAUCGUUUCAGAGUGCCGCAAUUGCGAGUCAGAAUAAUGACAAUGUUGUAGUUAAACUACAGGAAAAAAUUUCGGAACAACCGCUACAAGUCAGCGAACUAAACAAAUGGCAGUACUAUGAAGAAUCACGCUAUAGAUCCCGCGCUAGAAGUAUUUCUUGUAAUAGGCGUAAUAAUUUCGAGCACAGUACAUGUUAUUAUCACUCGAAGUUUGGCGACAAAGCUUUCAAAUGCAAUAAACCUUGCGAUUUGCAUAACAAGAGAGAUCGCCAACCACAGGAAAACUAG